AUGCGUUGGCCUAAAGAAGCAAAACAGGGUACUGUCAUUGUGGGUGGAAAUGGUGAAGGAGCAGGAGUACAUCAGUUAAAAGCUCCCAUAGGUUUGUCCUUCGAUCGACAUGGCAAUCUCUACGUUAUUGAUGGUGACUUAUUCGGUAAUAAUCGUGUUCAACGCUUUUCAAUCGAAUAGACUCAAAACGAUGAAGGGUGGAUCCGUCGGGUUUCUACCAUUUUGCGGAAAUUUGUUCUUUUUAUUUUUAUUUUUAUUUUUUUCGAUUUUGAUAGUCUAUUUAGACGUAUCAUCGUUGAAAACGGU
Rotaria sordida is the source of this 306-nucleotide messenger RNA. Lineage: Eukaryota; Metazoa; Rotifera; Eurotatoria; Philodinida; Philodinidae. The record is from the annotation of a GenBank genome assembly.